Fibroporia radiculosa is the source of this 2193-nucleotide messenger RNA. RefSeq lists its product as uncharacterized. Gene Ontology annotation, molecular function: protein binding. The transcript is spliced from 6 exons. The record is from RefSeq and is a predicted model, not a curated record. Lineage: Eukaryota; Fungi; Basidiomycota; Agaricomycetes; Polyporales; Fibroporiaceae. Bases 1 to 2193 code for a protein of 730 amino acids.
AUGGUGUCAUCCUCCACGGCGGCAUCUCUAUCCUCUGCAUCACGCUCACUGGCAAACGUUCAUGCCCUCCCAGACGAGCUCACUGAGCUGAUUCUUAUUUUCACUGCUCGCGCUGGCUUCCCUACCGCUAUCUCUGCGUUCGCACAAACAUGUCACGCAUUUCACACCCUUGUAUACCAUUCUCCCGACCAACACCUUUGGCGCGAGGUCUUCCUGACCACAUUCGACGAUCCUCGUCGUAGCGAGGAGUGGAAAGAACGCGAGGCCGUCUUUGAUUGGGGUCAGGAAUUCAGAAACAGAGUGUGGGCCACAGAUUACUUCAAGCGCGAGUCUCUCGUAACACAGUCCUCGUCUGCUCCUACAUCCUCACGACCUACCACAUGUUUCUUAACUUCAGACUCAACCAUCUCAUUUGAAGUUUCCCGAUACGAUAUCAUAGAACGGGAUUUGCGCGCACUCGAGGCUAUCAUCUCUGCAGCAGAAACGGCUCUUCCGUGUCCCCCGACCAUCUGCUGUUCAUUUAUCCCAUCUGCAAGCAAUGUAGCCAACAGCCCCGGAGUUUACCCGGCUUAUCCGUCCUAUCCUAUCUUCCCACCCGGUCCCCAUCCUACCGGUGUAUCACAACAAGAAACAGAGCCGUCUUCCGUGCCACGCCUGUCAAGUAGUGCAUCAUCGCAUCUGGAUGAAUAUCAGUCGACAUCCCUAAACAUCAAAUGGAUUGCGGAUUUGGUAGGGCAUGGAUUGCCACCUCGAUUGAGAGAUAUGGUAUCGGGCACGCAGCUGCAUGGCGGGACGUUAGGUGAGAAGUUGGAUGAGCGUGAGGCUCGGAUGAUGCAAGCGCUUGGCCGUGUCAUCGCAUUUACUGGAUUUCGCCCUGAGCCGCCACUGGGCCGGGAUGGGGAUACGGAAGAGAAUGAUCAUAGCGGUAGCGAGGACCUGCAGCAUCAACCUGACGAUGAAGACAACUAUACAAGUGAUGAAGAUGAUUCGAAGAGCCUCGAGCUCGAACACGGACGGAUUAACUCAAGUCUACCGACGGACUUCAUAACUGACACAUUCCACGACAGCACCGUGACGGACCCUACUAAAGACAUGAGUGCUGCUGCGCUGAACAGAAGGGCGCGAAGCUUGGCACGAUUACGAGCAUAUUCUCUCCGGCUUCUAGCUGUCGAGCGGCACUGGGGACCAUUCCUACCUUUGCAGAGUGCUUCCGUUGGGUCGCAGACAGCUGACAAAUCACAGAGCAACUCCGGCAGCUCUACAGACGAGGACAGCGAGGAGGAGUUUGCAGAAGACAACUUUCUACCUCCGAUGCUGAAAAUGCUGGCCGGCGAAAAUGAUGAUGAUGCGGACGAAUCUGACGAAUGCAGCGACGAUGACAACGACAGCGAGCUAGGGGAGUUCUCUGAUGAUGCACAGGCGGAUCCGUCCGAGGCACCCGACUAUUCACUGCUCACACCUGAUUGGGCGUACCUAGCCGCAGUCCGCGUCGUUGUGGAGGCCAAUUUAAGAGAGGCUGUGGGUGCGGGUGAGAUCACCGGGCUGGCUUGGCUGGAUGGGUUACGGGUGGGCAGCGCGCCGAAGGAGGUUGGGUACUGCACAUCGUUCUCUGCGCACGACGUCGCAACCGAUUUGGAGGCACGUUGGCGCUCGGAGAAGGGGAAGGAAACUGACUUCGGCGUCAUUGGUGAUAUUGGGCUGAUGCCGCCUGGCGGUGACUCUGUCGUCGCUUGGGAUUGGGCCGGUGUCACUGGUGUGUGGAGACGGUGCAUAUGCUGGUUUGAUUACCGCGACUUGAUUCUACACAACCAUUUGUCUGAUUUUAGCGACCCUAAUUUGCAAGAGGCUGUUCGAAUCGUGCCCAUGCGCCUGCGUGUGGUAUCGUUUUCUCCUUCUCUAGUUCCUGCUUAUCCCAAUAGGCCAACACUUCACGUCGAGGGAGAAACGGCUGGCGGCACUCCGCAAGGGCCGGUGCGCAAGUUGCAGGGGACGGUGGGCGUUGUUGCGGAUGGAAGUAUAAGAUGGACGUUGUUAUUGCUUGCACUCAAUUCAGAUGAACCUAACGAAUGGAUUUCUGAAGGAAUACAAAUUGGAGGCCCGCAAACUGCUAUGGGCGUCCUUGGCAUAUGGACCGGCUCGCAACAUGAGAAGAUGGAUCCUCUAGGUCCGUUCUGGGCUUGGAAGGUGGGCUAG